This is a messenger RNA of Naegleria gruberi, 681 nucleotides long. RefSeq lists its product as uncharacterized. Gene Ontology annotation, cellular component: spliceosomal complex; intracellular anatomical structure. Gene Ontology annotation, molecular function: RNA binding. The coding region runs from base 1 to 681 and encodes 226 amino acids. Gene Ontology annotation, biological process: mRNA splicing, via spliceosome. The transcript has 2 exons. Lineage: Eukaryota; Heterolobosea; Eutetramitea; Acrasida; Naegleriidae. The record is from RefSeq and is a predicted model, not a curated record.
AUGGUAGAAUUACCUUUGGAUCCUCCACUCUCAAAAAUGUUAAUUUACUCGGAAAAACUGGGUUGUACAUCGGAAGUUCUUACAAUAGUUUCAAUGCUCUCGGUUCCUACAGUAUUUUAUAGGCCUAAGGACAGAGAGGAGGAGGCUGAUGCUGUAAGGGAGAAAUUCUUUGUUGCUGAGAGUGAUCAUCUUACCCUUUUAAAUAUUUACAAUCAGUGGAAAGUUAAUGGAUAUUCUUCAUCUUGGUGCUCGGAGCAUUUUAUCCAUUUUAAAGCAAUGAGAAAGGUAAAAGAAGUUAGAAUUCAAAUGGAAGACAUAAUGAAAAAAAAUGGAAUUCAAAUUAUUACCUGUAAUAAUGAAUGGGAUGUAGUUAGGAAAGCUAUUUGUUCUGGUUACUUCCAUCAUGCCGCAACUCUCAAAGGGAUUGGAGAGUAUGUCAACAUGAUGACAGGCAUGCCUUGCAGUUUGCAUCCAACUAGUGCAUUAUAUGGAAUGGGGUAUACUCCCGAUUUUGUUGUAUAUCAUGAAUUGGUAAUGACAACAAAAGAAUAUAUUCUCAUUUCUACUGCCGUAGAGGGUAGUUGGUUAGCUGAAUUAGCUCCAACCUUCUUCUCCCAACACCACCCCCAAAUGGUUGAUAAAUUAAAACCUCAUCACCUUGCCCAACCUCAUCUGGUGUAA